Sorex araneus (European shrew) is the source of this 2990-nucleotide messenger RNA. RefSeq names its product ring finger protein 227 (gene RNF227). Gene Ontology annotation, molecular function: ubiquitin protein ligase activity. The record is from RefSeq and is a predicted model, not a curated record. The coding region runs from base 1 to 540 and encodes 179 amino acids. Gene Ontology annotation, biological process: protein ubiquitination. Lineage: Eukaryota; Metazoa; Chordata; Mammalia; Eulipotyphla; Soricidae. The transcript has 2 exons.
AUGCAGAUCCUGAUGAGGGUGCCCUCUCUUCCCGAGCGGGACGAGCUGGACUGCAAUAUCUGCUACCUGCCCUUCAACCUCGAGGGCCGCGCGCCCCGCCGCCUGCCCGGCACGGCGCGCGCCCGCUGCGGUCACACGCUCUGCACCGCUUGUCUGCGCGAGCUGGCGGCGCGCGGCGACGGCUCCGGGGCGGCCGCGCGCGUGGUGCGCCUGCGCCGCGUCGUCACGUGCCCCUUCUGCCGCGCGCCCACCCCGCUCCCGCGCGGCGGGGUCGCGGACCUCGCGAUCGACCCCGACGUCUGGUCGCGGUUGGAGAAAAAGGCGCCGGCCGCCAGCGAUGCCGCCGAGGCGGGGAGCGACGAUGCCCCCGACGGCAGCGACGCGGCGGCGACACCCAGGAGCGCGGGCUGGCGCGCGCUGCGGCGGGUCUGGGGCGCCCUGCAGGCCUCCUCGAGGCGGUGGCGCCGGCCGCUGCCCUGCCACGUGCUGUACUGUCCGGAGAUCAAGGACUUGGCUCACAUGACCCGCUGCACGCUGUGAUGGAGGACCCGGGAAGCUAAAGGCCCAAGGAAGGUGGGAGCUGCGGUCCUGGACGUAGAUGCCAGAUGCCAGAACUACCCCCUCACAGCAUGCAUUGACACUGAUGAGGGAGUUGAGCCAAGGGCAGGAGAAAAUGGCAGGAAGGUUGUUGAUGUUAAGUUAGGGAGACUCCUAGGCGACUUCUCCCCCCAAUCUACUGACUGUGCCAGACUUCUGAAUUCACUUCUUACACUCCAUCCCGGAGUGGCCAAGAAUGUUUGAAACACACUAUGUUCCCAUGGGAAGAUGGCAGACUUUCCGUAGCUGUGAUUUUGGCUUUUGUCCAGGGCAGCUCUGUGUGGGAGCAAUAGCAAUUCUGUGUCCGUGCCUUUAUUUAUUUUUUUUUAAUAGAUGGAAAGGGUAGUUUUCAUGUGUUAACUUCAUUUUUCUAGCAUGUGCUGAGCUGGCUGAAAAAAGUGUUAUUAUCCUCUCGGUACAGGUAUACUUACCUUUCCCCCUAACCCAGUACUAUGUUUCUAAAACUAUUGCAAGUCUUCUUUUUCUUAUGAGGGCAUUUAUGAGGCAUCAUCAAGAUUUAAAAGGUGGGGCUGGAGCCAUAGCACAGUGGGUAGGGAGUUCGCCAUGCAAAUGGCCAACCCAGAUUCGAUUUCCAGCAUCCCAGCACUGCCAGGAGUAAUUCCUGAGUGCAGAGCCAGGAGUAACCCCUGAGCAUUGCUGGGUGUGGUCCAAAACGCAAAAACAAAAGAAUAAGAGGUAAAGGGACCAAACAAUUGUAGGCCUUAAAGUACUUAUCUUUCUGUUUUGUAAUAUUUGGGAGCAGAGGGUUGGGCCACGCUUAGCGGUGCUCAGGGGUUACUCCUAACUCUCUACUCAGGGAUCACUCCUGAUGGGCUUAGGGGACCAUAUACAGUACGAGGGGUUGAACCCAGUUGACCACAAGCCCUACCUGCUGUACUAUUACUCCAGCCCCCUUAAACUUUUAAAUUUUUGUUUAUUUUUUGGUUUUUGGACCAUACCUGGUGGUGCUCAGGAGACUGUAUGAGGUGUUGAGUAUCAAACCAGGGUCAGCCAUGUGCAAGGCAAGUGCCUUAACCCUUAUACCAUCUCUCUAGCCCUCAGAGGUUCUAAACUUUUGAUAUCUUGGGUGAUCUUUACAUCACAGGAACAUACUAUUGAAAAAAUUACACAAUUUUAAACUUGUGUUCCAUAAUCAGAAGUCAGGUAUUUUAUGCCAUGGUUUCCAUUGUUAAAUCCUCUAAAUGUCUUACAUUAGUAUAGUUAUAAUCAGGGACUAGCAGCAGCAGUAUCACUGGGAACUUAUUGGAAUGCAGGAUUUCAGAAACUGACUUGAGUCUCUUGAUCAGAAUUUGUAUUUUAACAAGAAUCCCAGAUGGCGUGUUCACAUAGAAAAAAAAAAAAGCUGAGCGACAGUACAGGAGUUAAGUCACCCCUGAGCAUCACUGGAUAUAUGGCCCAAAAAUCCAAAAGAAAAGAAAUCAAGCAUUGUUUCAGGUCCUAGACUCUAGGUCAUUACCAUGUCUUGGUGGGAUACAGAUGAUAAGGGGCCAGGGUGAUGACUCAAAGGACCAAAGCACAUACUUGACAUGCUGGAGCCUCAGGCUGUUCCCAGGUACUCAUAGUCCCAAGCACAGCUGAGGGUACCUCAUCUGUCAAAAUGCCACUUGCAGUACAGAAGAUAAGAUGUUUGCCUUGCACACAGCCAUCUAAGGUUUGAUCCGUGGUAUCACAUAUGCCCCCAAGCCCUGCCAAGGCUCAGAGUGGAACAGCUACAAGGUGCUGUAAUCCCAGAGCAUAGCGAUAGGAGUAGGUCUUGAGCACCACCACAUGUGACCUCUCCCACCCUUCCAAAGAAAGACAGUUGGUAUAAAUCAGUGUUUCUCAAUCUUUUCAGACUGUGACCCACUUUCAGUCUUUCUUGUUUCCUUCCGGUGGAUGCCCCAUCCUAACUGUGGGCUCCCUAAUCAUGGCUGUGGCCACUCAUUUGUGGAAUUUUCACCUGGGGGCCCCCAGUUGAGAAACUGGAAUAAAUGAUGAACCUUAUCAAAGGUUCUAAAGUAAUAUUCUGUUACUGAAGAAAUCUAAAUUCUUUGUAUUUUCCUGUUUAUUGUAUUGCAUUUUCCUGAGUCAAAAGUGUGAACUUUUAAGUCUAAACUUCAGGCUUUAUAAUCAGUGUUUUGGCAUUUUUCUCUCUGACUUGAAUGUUUCUUCGUUUGAGGGUUCUUCCUCAGCAUUCUACCCAGCGUGGACCCUUUCCUCACCAGGGCUGUAUGGCAGUUUCCAUUGCUUUUUAUUCUCGUGUUGUAAAUAUCCUUCAUUAAAAUGUAAACUGUAUGAGAACAAUGACUAAUGAAUGGCUGCUAUUUACAGAGCCAGUGCUAUUGUACAGUAUUUAUUCAAUAAAUUUUUUAAUCUUUUCUUAAUUUGUCUCA